Messenger RNA from Lasiodiplodia theobromae, 5907 nucleotides. Its product is annotated as Gelsolin repeat protein. Gene Ontology annotation, biological process: actin filament severing; barbed-end actin filament capping. Bases 1 to 5907 code for a protein of 1968 amino acids. The transcript is spliced from 8 exons. Gene Ontology annotation, molecular function: actin filament binding; phosphatidylinositol-4,5-bisphosphate binding. Lineage: Eukaryota; Fungi; Ascomycota; Dothideomycetes; Botryosphaeriales; Botryosphaeriaceae. The record is from RefSeq and is a predicted model, not a curated record.
AUGUCUGGCCGCGAUGAAGCUUCGCCGCCGCACGAUGAUCCCAUCAGUCCGUCAUCCUUCGUGGAACACAUCCGCGAGCUUGGCGAGAAGCGGGACAGGGAAGACCAGGAGCGCAAUCGUUUACUAGAGGAACAAAUUCUGCAAGGUCGGGCUGAGCGUGCCGCCCGGCGAGCUGAACGUCAACGCUCGCUAUCGCCCGAGAAGUCCUCGCCGCCCGUCUCCGUCAAGAGCACGCCGCGCAGCAGCCUGCACCUCGACCCGUCCUCGCCGACCAUGGACGCCCACAACGAUGCGCUGCAGCGCCUGACCGGCCCAACGUCCGAGUCGCCUGUCGACGAAACCUCAACGCCCUCGACGCCCACCAGGUCCAACACCAUGUCCUGGCAGCAGCGCCGCCCAACCUCGACCAGCAGCCGCAGACCGCUCAGCCUGAUCGCUGCCGAGAACAGCGCAUCGCGCUCGCCCGUCCUGGCGCCCGAGCCCUCGACCCCCGCCGACGACACCGCCUCGAGGUCACAAAUCGCACAGUCGCUGGGCUCCAAGGAUCCCGCGUGGUUCAGGCAAACCCCCGACCGCGGCAUUGGCUCGCCCGCAAACCGCCGCAGCCGCGAGGACGACGACACCGCCUCGAUAUCGGACAAGCGACAGCUGCCCGGCAUGUCGCGCGACACCGCCGCUGAACGCCCGGCGAGUCCACACGCCGAGAGCGUGCGCUCCAGCUCGCCGUCCAGAGCGAGCUCCGUGCGCGAUAGCGCUGUUUCUAGCAACAGAUUAUCUCGCGACACGUCAGUAUCCGGCUACAGUGCGUCUGAGAUCAAGUCCCCGCUGCCCAUGCUCGAGUCGCAGCGGUUCCGCCCUCCCCCCUCCGAGCCCGACGACACCGAGCACGGCCCAUCCGAGCGGAAUACGGCCAUGUCGCCGUCCAUGGGACGAAUGUUGCCGGAGCGCACGCCGUCCCCGACCAAGGGAAUGGGAGGAUUUGUGCAGAGUGCAAUGAUGAGACGUUCGGACAGCGUGAACAAAAGAUGGAGCGUGCAAACCUCUGGAAGUCUUAGCAGACAGAAUUCCACUGCUGGCACUGGUGCGUUCGGCGGUGUAAGCACACCGAAGCUGGACACAAAGCCGCGUUCCCGUGGCCACUCUAUUGAGCGACCCAGCUCAAGUCACAGCAACACGACGGAGAAAGGUGAGGGCGCUGAGGAGUCAUUCACAAGGCCGAACAAGGCCUUCCGCCACAGCAGAGGAAAGUCGGUCGGCUCCAUCACACAGCUUGGAGAGAACCGCUCAGGCCCCAACUCCCCUGCAAGCCCGUCCAAGAGGUGGAGCCGUAGCCCUACAAAGUCAAGUUGGCUUGAAAGUGCUUUGAGUACCAAACCUGAAUCGCCUAAGCCGAAACCCCAGCCUGAGCAGCCGAGUUGGAUGGCAGAGAUCAACAGGAUUAAAGCUCAGAAAGCGAGUGUAGAUCUCUCCAAGCCUGAGAAAACUGAUACAGAUGCACCAGCCACUCCAACUAGCCCUACCAAAUUCCCCAGCCGCGACGCUCUCCGCAGACCAGAAUCACGAGGAUCUGCACAGGGGGCCGUUGCGCAAUCGCCCGAUUUGGGUCAGGGUCCGCCCGAGAAAAUUACCGACCGUGAACAACUUCCUGCUCCUGAAUCGGCCGGACACAUAGCAUCUACGCCCAAAGGACAGCCAGACACCCUGUCAUCUCCCAAAAUGGAGACGGCGAAGGACUCUGCUGCCAGCCCAACGUUGGGAAGCCCCGCCGACAAGGCCGAGAAGCCGGCCGUUGGUGCCAAAUCGCCCGGCCUCCGCGGGGCUAACCCCCCUGCAUCCAAGCCUGAGGAGUCGAAGCCAGACUUCCGCUCCGCAUUGAAGCACCGCCAACGCCAGUCUGAGAGCGUGAAGAAGGAAGAGUUGGAGUUCCAAAAUGUAUUCGGCAAGCUCAGGAAGACGCACACCGAGAAGUUCGUCGCUCCGGACACGUUUAAGGAGAAUAUCAACCGAGGCAAGGAUGGCCUCAACAUUACCGGUGGCCCGGCUCCGCGCGUGAAGAAGGAUGAGUUCAGGGACAGCCUUGUCAAGCAGAGGCAAUCCAUUCAGAUGAAGGCGGAAGAGAGCGGGGGUUUGCACGUCAGAACGGGGUCUCUCGCGAAGCCCGCAGAGCCUAUUGCGGAGGCUCUGGAGAAGCGCAAGCUCCUUGGCCGCAACGGAAGCGUCUCCAAGUUUCCGACCUCGCCAACAAAGGAGGAGCCGCCUCCCGCAGAGCCUAAGCAGUCGACCGAAGCACCGGAAGCUUCGGAAAAGCCUGUUUCGCCCGCGAAGGAAGAGCCUCCCGCCAAACCUUCUUCGCCCGUAAAGGAAGAGCCUCCCGCAAAACCUUCUUCGCCCGUAAAGGAGGAGUCACCGGCCAAACCGACUUCACCUGUCAAAGAAGAGGCCCCUGCCAAACCAGCUUCACCCACGAAGGAUGAGCCUCCAGUCAAACCGGCUUCUCCCAUUAAAGAUGAGCCUUCGGCAAAACCCGCUUCGCCAGCAAAGGAAGCACCUCCAGCCAACGAAGCCCUCGCGAAGUUGAGGAGCAUGCGCGAAAGGAAGGCCACUAUUUCAUCCAAACCGGAUACGGCCCCAAAGGAUGCUGACGCUCCGGCAAAGCCAGUCGGAAAGCUUCCGGGGAAGCUGGCACUGGCGGAUCGAUUCAAUAACCUGCCUGACGCCUCAAAGCCUGCCCCGAUACCAGGCAGGCCCAGCCUGAAGCCUAGCGAUGCAUCUUCGCCAUCCAAGCCGACCGCCAAAGUUCCUGGAAAGCUUGCAGAUCGUUUCAACGCCACGGACUCCUCCAAGCCUGCUUCAAGCGCAACCGAUGAGCCUGCGGGCAAACUUUCAAGCAGGGCAUCCGGAAAGCUAGCCGAUCGCUUCAACCCUAACCUAGCUGCUAUGCUUGCUCGCGGCGGGCCUUCCCCUGGAUCUACCAAGGAGCUUACACAUAUGACCAAGGGCCGCGCUCAGAUCGCAUCCCCACAGCCUGUCCGGAAAGCUUCAGUUGUUGCAAACGUUGCUCUCGUCAAGGACCAAGACGUUUUACCGAGCUCUCCCACCAAGACCGAGAAGCCUGAAGAGUCCAAGCCUGCUUCGCCACCUCUAGAGUCGAAGCCCAAGCCAGUCGCCCCCGCCAAGUCAGCUGAGGUAUCGAGGAGGGUGUCGGCUAAGCUCGACAGCCCCACGGAGCCUCCAGUCCCCGCCAAGAGCCCCGAGUUGUCGAGGCGUAUCUCCGCGAAAUUCGAGCAGCCCGCUACGCCGCCGUCGCCAGGUGUGAAGAGUCCAGACCUCGCAAGGAGAAUCUCCGCUAAAUUCGAGCAGCGAAAAUCUCCUCCACCUGAGCCGUCUACCCCGAAACCGUCGGAAAUGUCCAAGAAAGCCUCCGGCAAAUUCGACUCUCAGCAGUCCACGAUGGAGCUGAACUUGUCCGAGGAAACCAAGACCGAUUCGCCCAAGAAGGUCGAGACUCCUACCGAAGAAGCUGCUCCAGCCAAGCCCGCUUCUCCCACGAAGGUCGAGUCGCCAGUCAAGCGGGCAAGUCUUCCCAAGAAGGAACCCGAGAUUAAGCCCGCUCCCCCCACAAAGAUCGAGUUGCCAGUCAAGCCGGCCAGCCCUCCCAUGAAGGAGCCCGAGAUCAAGCCCGCUUCUCCCGCGAAGGUCGAGUUGCCAGUCAAGCGGGCAAGUCUUCCCAAGAAGGAACCCGAGAUUAAGCCCGCUCCCCCCACAAAGAUCGAGUUGCCAGUCAAGCCGGCCAGCCUUCCCAAGAAGGAGCCCGAGAUCAAGGCUGCUUCUCCCACGAAGGUCGAGUCGCCAGUCAAGCCCGAAAGCCCUUCCAAGAAGGAGCCUGAGAUCAAAGCUCCCUCACCCAAGGCUGAGUCACCCAUCAAGCCCAGCAAUGCCCCGGCUAAGUCGGAUACCAGCGCCAAGUCGGAUAUCGCGAAGAGAAUCGCUGCCCUCAAGCAAGGGGGUGAUCAAGCUGGCCCCUCGCAGCCUGGUUCCCCAAAGCCCCUCUUCUCUGGUGCAUCCCGGUUGAGCAAGGAUAUCAAGUCUCCCACGAGCCCGUCCGGGUCAAACCCGAGCACUCCGACCGUUGAGUCUCCCAAGCCGCAGAAGCCGCUGCCACAGACUCCUGCUGCUGAAGAAGAAGCAAAGCCUCCGACUCCCGCUAAAGAUCAGCCUGAGACCAAAAGCGCUUCGGUUAAGAACGCCGCUGCAAUGUGGGGGCGCCAGCCCGAAUCUGCUUCUCCUGAUACACCCAAAGUGAAGUCGCCCAUCAAGCUUCCCACGAGGAAGGAUGAGCAAGAGGCCAUGGAGAAUGCUGGUCUGGUAAAGCCAGAGGAGCCCAAGCCCAUCGGCCUUGGAAUUGCCGCUCUGACCAACAACAAGGAGAGCUACGUUCCUACUCCUAGCGUCAGGAUUAGCAAGGAGCUUCCAGCGCCGCCGACCAAGACCCCCAUGUCUCCUCCGACCUCCGCCGGAGCUCCUCCUCCAAAGCCAGUGAAGAAGGACUCUAUCUCCUCGAUCCGCAAGCCUUCUCAGGAGUCGCCUAUUCCCCAGCAAUCCGAGGCCGGGCAGCUCUUUGCGGAAUUCUUCGAUGACGCCCCGGUCACUUCCGGCAAGCUGGACGUUGACGCGCACAGUGCUCUUACCAAGAGCCCGCUUAGUGGAGAUAGGGUCAAGACCUUGAAGAAGGAGAUCCAGGAGAUUUCGGGAGACGGCAAGCUGACGCCCAUCCCACCUCAGGAGGAGCAUAUUCUCUUUGACAACUCGAUGUACCUCUGCAACCAUGCGUUUGCAUCUUCGAAUGGUGCAAAGCACACCGAGGUUUACCUUUGGACUGGCUCUGCUGUGCCGGAGCCGGCGGUCGAAGAUGCCCAGCUGUUCGCGCGUAAGGCUGCGCGCGAUGUGGGCGGCAAGCUCCUCAUCAUCCGACAGGGCAAGGAAUGCCCCAACUUCUUCCAGGCCGUUGGAGGAAUCCUCGUUACCAGGAAAGGAAGUCGCACCGAUCACUCCAAGCAGUAUAUGCUUUGCGGCCGCCAGCAUUUGGGCCACAUGGCCUUCGAUGAAGUCGAGCUGUCGAUCAACAACCUUUGCUCAGGCUUCCCGUACCUCGUUUCAUCUCGUACUGGACUUCUCUCUGGAAAGAUUUUCCUGUGGAAGGGCAAGGGAUGUACCGCUGAAGAGCUCGGAUGCGCCCGUCUCAUCGGCAUGGAUCUUGGCCUGACGCCCGAGAUUGAGGAGGUCGAAGAGGGCCUGGAGCCUGCCGCAUUCCUUGAGGUCUUCCCUAAACCCGAGAACGGCAAGGAGAAGAAGGUGCCGCGUUCGGCGGACCACUGGAGGCUUAAGGCCAAGCACGAGAAGUAUGGCGUUCGUUUGUUCCGCAUUGACGAGAAGCCGGUGCAAACCGGCGGUAGCUUCCAGAACAAUUCCGGUCCUGCCGCUAGUGGUGUACCGAAGCCGAACAUGACGGCGGAUGUGGUGGAGAUUGCGCCGUUCAGCCAGAUGGACCUCGAGGCUGAGAACAUUUACGUUCUCGAUGCCUUCUUCGAGAUUUACAUCAUUGUCGGCGCUCUUUCCCGCGGCCAGUCGCACGCCUUCAGCACCGCCCUCAUGUUCGCCCAGGAAUACGGUAUCCUGGCCGCGUCGCUUCAGGACAGGCCCUUCAUUCCCGUCUCGACCGUCGUCCUUGAGGGCGUGCCGCGCGACAUGAAGGCCGUCUUCCGCUGCUGGGAGGACCAGAUGCAGCCCACGGCCGCCCUCAUGGCCGGCAAGCCGCGCCGCGGCAAGAGCCUGCGCAUCGUCGGUCUGCAGGCCGCCAUCGCCGCGACCAGGGAGAACGGCGCCGCCUCGUCUUCAGCGAUCAUCUAA